Petromyzon marinus (sea lamprey) is the source of this 6113-nucleotide messenger RNA. The record is from RefSeq and is a predicted model, not a curated record. NCBI's taxonomy places the organism in Eukaryota, Metazoa, Chordata, Hyperoartia, Petromyzontiformes, Petromyzontidae.
GCGCUCUAGGAUACACCACACUGCUCUAUAUUUAGAACCUUGUCUGACUUGGCUGCCUUCCAGCCACUCACGCGGGAGCCUCCGUGAAGGGGGGACGAGGAGGCAGCAGCGCCCCCCCCCGCCGCCUUUGGAUGAGAAGCGAGCGCGGGGACUUCUCUUUAUUGCCUCUCCCCCCUCCUUCCCUCUCUUCCCGGUACUUAUUUAUUUAUUUCACUCGCAAGUGGCCGGAGCAACGAACACCAUCCUCUAGCCCCCGUCUCUCAAGCGCUCGUCCCUUCUCCACCACCACCACCACCACGGCGACACUCGGGGGGAGUGCUGCAGGAGAGGCUGCUGCUGCUGCUACACCAAGGGAGCCGAGAGCGGUCAUUGUUUCCUGCACGGGCUGUUGUGCCCCCACGACACGCGACCUAACAUAGGACAGAGGCUAUAUUCACGAGCACCCAAUGCACGCGCCAUAGGUAGGCUAUCCGUUGUUUUCAUAUAGGCGCACCAGUUCAGAGAGAGAGAGAGAGACGUUUAGACAAACAGUCUAUGCGUUCGGCUUGUACACGCACACCGAUGCGAGCAGGUAGGGCAUGCAGUUCUCGUGGUUCUACACGAUUCACAUACACACAGCAGCAGCAGCAGGGAAAUUAACAACACAGCACCAGUUGAGAUGGUAGGAUGCACUUACCCGCGGCAGUCUAGAUCACACCGGGUUACGCGCGUGUUACGGACACUCAAGAGUGACUAUUUAUGAAUCUGUUGCGUACUCCGAUGUAGGUAAACAGCUGAAGCGUACGCCAGUUGUGUGCGUUUUGUCUUCGUCUUCUUCCAUUCCUUGGGCGGCGAUAGCGUUUACAGCACGGCUGGCGUGGGCUAUUGUUGUAAGCCGUCUAGGGCUGGGUUGGUGAUUAUUGAAUACCGCGGUCGAAGGCGACUCCUCCGACACGUGGAGGGCAACCACAGCGCGCAAGAGGUCCGUACCAACACCGUCAGAAUUUGUCAACACAAUUGUCGCGUGUUGGUGGCCAGAUUAAGUUGUUUACCGAAUUGCGGCGAGACUUUUUUUACAUUAAUAUUUUUGUUUUAAAUCACAAUGACAAAUGUACGAACGUAUACUUCAUUGUGUUGAAAUUCGAUAACAACAUCGCGUCAGAUGUAUUUCGUUGGCGAUUCGUGCGUUGAGAAACCGCUCCAUUUGGAAAUGUAACCUUGCAAGACCGGUUUAGGUAUAUGGGGGUACGUGUUACCGAUGUUAUAUAUGCACGCUGCACUUGCACGUUACUUACAUAGGAAUUUAAACACGCAUUGCCAUAUAAUAAUAACAACAUAGGGGUGUUACCUAGAAACACUCGGCAAUCUGGGUGAACAGGCAGCACACGACAAUGUAUCGAUAGCUGCAGGCUAUCGAUACAUAAUCUGUGCGAUCUAUAGGUCUACAACUAUAAACAUCCACACAUACAUAUCAAGUCGUCAGGCAAGUCGACUACGUACACAGACAUAGUGUAUGGAUGCACAUCAAUUCUAGGAUACAUACAAUUCUGGGAUAUACCCACGUCUAGGAUAUACACGUGUGCACUAAACUACAUAAAAUCAAUCUCGGCAAAAUACACCUUCUUGCUAGUAAAUAGGCUAUCUAGAGGUACCCAUUCUAUAAAUAAAUACACGAAUCUAUAGGUCGAGAGCUUACAGACACACACAUCAAGAAAUACACGUACACAUUUUGACAUACACAAAAAUACACAUUGAGGUAUUUCAGCAGCAGCAGCAGCACGAUCAUACUCUCAAAUUACAAAGACCCCUCCCCGAAAACCUUAACAGACUAUUGGGGUAAGUGCAGCUAGCGAGACACAACACCCACCAUAGCCUUUAACAGACUAUUGGAACAAGUUCUAUUGGCAAGCACCUAUUAAGAUCAGUCCGGCAACCAAAGAGGGUUGGUUGGUCGUGGCCAGAAUUCCACACACACACACAACUCUCACACAACUCGCACACACACACACACGCGUAUAGUUGCACGUACCAACUCGUACACAGCACACACACACACAGCACACUGCGGUGGGCUACAAGGGUACACGGCGAGCCCCGUGGUAGCAGCAACAGAAGUUGUCGUCGUCGGCGGCGGCGGCGGCACGCAGAUUGGAAGAGACGAUGCCGUUCUUCUACAUCGUGGACGACCUGCCCCAGUCGCCGUGCGCGCCCCGUCUGGAGCAGUUUGUGGAGCAGCACCACCGCCAGUACCGCGCCAGCGCUAGCGCCAUCCGCAGCCGCGCCGAGCGCCUGCAGGAGCCGCCCGGGUGCGCCCCGCGGCGCUUCGCGGAGCUGCGCGCCGAUUGCCUCCGCAACGGCUCCCUCUACGUGGACCGCGACUUCCUCGCAGGGGACGCAGUGCUGGGGCCCUCCCUGCGCGACCAGCGGUGCAGUUGGCGCAGGCCCACGGAAAUAUGCUACAACCCACAGUUCAUUGUGAAUGGAGCCACAAGAACCGACAUCAAGCAGGGGGCUCUGGGCGACUGCUGGCUGCUGGCAGCCAUUGCGUCCCUGACCCUGCACCCCAGGCUGUUGGCUCGCGUAGUGCCAGAAGGACAGAGCUUCAGCGACGGCUACGCCGGCAUCUUCCACUUCCAGUUCUGGCAGUUUGGCGAGUGGGUGGACGUGGUUAUUGACGACCUGCUACCCACGCAGAACAACAAGCUGGCUUUCCUGCACUCCACAGACCGCAACGAGUUCUGGAGUGCGCUGCUGGAGAAGGCCUAUGCAAAGCUCAAUGGCUCAUAUGAGGCCCUCAAGGGUGGCAGCAUUGCCGAGGCCAUGGAGGAUUUCACGGGCGGUGUGUUCGAGUUCUACGACCUGAAGAAGGCACCUCCAGAUCUCUACCGCAUCAUGCGCAAGGGCUUAGAGAAGGCGUCUAUGAUGGGCUGCUCGAUUGAUAUCACAAGCAUGUUUGACCUGGAGGCACGACUGCCCAAUGGGCUGGUGAAAGGCCACGCCUACUCCAUCACGGGCCUUGACCAGGUGUUUUUUGAGGGACAAGAUGUAAGGUUGGUGCGAAUCAGGAAUCCGUGGGGAGAGGUGGAGUGGAAUGGGGCCUGGAGCGAUAACUCAUGGGAGUGGAGGGUCGUCGAUGUUUCGGAGAGACGUCGACUGGAGCAAGUCCGAGCGGAGGAUGGAGAAUUCUGGAUGUCCUUCUCGGACUUCAAGCGUAACUUUUCCAAGAUGGAGAUCUGCAACCUGUCGCCCGACACGCUGCGCACGCAGAGCGGCUCGCGCCACUGGACGGUGACGGCACACGAGGGACGCUGGCUGCGCGGUUGCACCGCCGGGGGCUGCCGCAACUACGCAGGGACGUUCUGGACCAACCCACAGUUUCACUUGCGAUUGCACGAGGAGGAUGACGACCCGGAUGAUGAUGAGGUGGCCUGCUCUUUCAUCGUCGCCCUCAUGCAAAAGAACAUGCGGCGUCAGAAGCGAGACCUGCUCACCAUCGGCUACGCCAUUUACGAGGCGCCGCCCGGGUGCACGCACCUGCCGGGGGAAUUCUUUGUGCGGAACUCCUCACGCGCCCGCAGCCACAACUUCAUCAACCUGCGCGAGGUGUCGGACCGCUUCCGCCUGCCGCCCGGCCACUACGUCAUCGUGCCGUCCACGUACGAGCCGCAUCAGGAGGCCGACUUCCUGCUCCGGGUCUACUGCGAGAAGAUGAACAGAUCGAGAGAGUCGGACGACAGAAUUGGUGCCAACAUUGAAGAGCCCAGCAUGCCCGUGGAGGUGGUGGAGACGGACGAGGACCGUAGGUUCACACAGGUCUUCAAGAAGCUGGCCGGCGAGGACAUGGAGAUCAGCCCCAGGGAACUGCAGGACCUCUUAAACAAAGUUACUGCCAAACAUGGCGAGCUCAAGUCCGAUGGAUUCAGCUUGUACGCCUGCCAGAGCAUGGUUGCCCUCAUGGAUUCUGAUGGAAGCGGAAAACUCGGCCUUCCCGAAUUCAAACUGCUCUGGGAGAAAAUCAAAAUGUGGCAGGCAAUCUUCAGGAAGUAUGAUGAGGAUCGUUCGGGUACCAUGUCGUCGUAUGAAAUGCGAGCAGCUCUCAAUGCUGCAGGAUUCCACCUGAACAACCAGAUGUAUCAGCUGAUCACCAUGCGCUACGCCGACGAGAGUAUGACCAUCAAGUUUAACGACUAUAUUACCUGUAUGGUGCGAUUGGAGGCCAUGUUCAGAAUAUUCCAUGCCCUUGACAAAGACAAACGUGGCGUUAUCAGACUGGGACUGGGUUUGUGGCUGCAGUUGACCAUGUACGCAUGAGGUCUUCACCGAUUGGCCACCAGGAGCAAGGAGAGCAGAGCCUGCACCAAUCAGAAGCAAGCAUGUGCAUGAAAAUGUGCCAGAAAAAAUAUUCACCGAGUUGAAUAUCGUGCUGAGUGUCAAAGUGGAGCCUUCAGCAGGGUGCUUUUAGCUCCGGCAGUACUGUUACAUUUUUAUUACAUUGCUGAGACGUCAGUUUUAAGUUUGACAAAUUUUGGUACGCCCUCGUGUAUGAGAAUACCGUUGUGUUUUUACGCCAUUGAUCGGUGCAUUGAUAAUGUGCAUGGUAUCUGUUUAAAUUGUAUGGAGCUAGCAGGCAUGUGUAGCCAACUUGUGGCCAUGUGAUAUAGUUAAUUGGGGAGCUGGUAUUAUUUAGAGGAGAUUGAAGGUAUGUUUCUGCCCCCCUGGUAAGGAGAUCUAAAAUAUGUCUUGUAAAGUGAUGCUUUUCUGUCAUCUGGUUGUUCGGGGGCAGCCUGGUGUUGGAUUGUGUGAGGAUGGAGCAUUGCAAUGGCUUUCGUGCUGAUCUGUGAACUGCUGUUCAAUUUCCUGAGUUGCAGAUCCCUCAGAUGUGUGUUGCUAAAUGGGGCUUGGCAUGUAAAGGAGCAAUAUUAUAAGUUCGUGCACUGAGAAUUACAGCAACGGUACUUUUCUAUAAACAACGGUACUUUUCAACAGUGGAUGUCGUAUUGAGGGACUGGCCCCUUCCGAAAGAAUGUGGAAUUUUAACAAACUGGUUCAGGGCCACCAGUACCCUCACUCGUUUGAAAAAACGAAACCAGCCGGACUUUUAUAAAGGCAUGUACUUCCAGUAGAAUAACUGACAAAACAUAAUGUCUUAAUCAGUUUUAUGUUUGUCUACAAAAAGGGUAAACAUUUCUAAAAGGAGUAAUUGGUCAGAUCAUUGAUGGAGCAAAGUCAAAGUGAACCAUUUAUAUUGGCAUUUUUUUACAGGGGAGUAAAGAAAAUAAUAUUGUAAAUUAUUCGAUCAACAUACAGGAUUGGAUCAUUAAUACUGGACUGGUCCGCUUCAAGUAAAAAGGCUAUACAUGUGUGUGCAAAUUGUGGACAAGUAUUGGAAUUGUCUGCAUUGGAGAAUUGUGCAUGAUGAUUUAUGUAACUUUUAAUUCAUCCUCCCUGCUCCAGCUGUGGCCUCUUCUGCAAGUCACCGUUGGCAUUACUUGAUGGUAAAAAAAGCAUGGAGCGGAAUUUGCGAAACCUGCAGGCAUGGCAGCAGGAGGGGAUGGUAAAGCUAUCUGCGCCAUUGUUUUUUGUUGUGAAGCUAUGGGUUUACAAAGUGUUCUCCGGUGGCGUUAUUGUCGUAAGCCGUCCAUAACGGAUGCACCUUGCGUCCAAAGGGAACCACUUGGUUUAAGGUCAGAUGUCCGCACACUGCUAUUCAGUCGGACUGUGGUGUGACAGAGCCAAAUGACUCACGAUUUGGUUUGAUGCACCACAUUGUCGGAAGUUCGCGUUUUUCCUUUGGUCAGAAUGUCACUGCUGGCUCAGGGUAAUGAAUGGAGGUGAGUACUGCCUCGGACUUGUUUGAGCAAGGCAAAGAUUUUGACUUUUGUCCAAGACAGAGUGGAAGGCAAAACAUAAUGCAAAUGUAACAUUUUAAGUCAAGUGGUAUUUUUUUUAUAAAAAUGUUAAACUUAUGUAGAUUUCAAGGAAUUAUUUCAACUCUCACAGAAAGGUAAAUUGCACGUGUGUGUGUGUUGGGAGCAGUAGUGUAGUGGUUUAGCGCUACGCUGCGCUCUGAACCCGGCGGCCCGGGUUCGAUUCCUGCUCAUGGCCAACACCAGUGACGAUUAUCUAAACCGGUC